Molecule: messenger RNA, 675 nt
Organism: Solenopsis invicta (red fire ant)
Lineage: Eukaryota; Metazoa; Arthropoda; Insecta; Hymenoptera; Formicidae
Product: probable tubulin polyglutamylase TTLL9
Exons: 2
Coding region: 335-583 (82 amino acids)
Biological process (GO): protein polyglutamylation; microtubule cytoskeleton organization
Cellular component (GO): cilium
Molecular function (GO): tubulin binding; tubulin-glutamic acid ligase activity; ATP binding
Source: RefSeq, a predicted model, not a curated record
GUGCUUCUAAAUUUUUUAAUUUUUAUUGCUUUUAAAGUUUAAAAUUUAUAUCGAUGAGUGUCAGAUUAGUAGAAAUAAUUAAAGUGUUGCAUCUUUCUUCUUUGAGAUAGUCGAUCCGGAAGAUACUAGUUGGCACUUAUGGUGGUGCGAGACGGGAGAUUCACUGCGACAGGCGCUGGACGGCGACCGGAAGCUGCGCCCUUACCAGCGGGUACCACACUUCCGUAACCACUAUGAGCUCACGCGGAAGAAUUACCUCUACCGCAAUUUCAAGCGCUAUAGAAAGGCCCUUAUAAGGGCUGGAAAAACUGCCGAGGCUCGCAUCAGCGAUUCCAUGCCUGUGACCUUCGAGCUACCUAGCGACUACCGGAUGUUCGUCGAAGAAUAUCACAAGCAACAAGGAGCCACAUGGAUCGUCAAACCUGUAGCGAGAUCGCGAGGCAAGGGUAUCUUUCUAUUCAGGAAGUUAAAGGAUCUCGUGGAGUGGAAAAACAAAGGGACCAAAUCACAGCAAUCGGGAAUCCCAACUGAGAUUUAUGUCGUUCAGAAAUACAUAGAUAAUCCAUAUCUUGUCGCAGGUUAAAAUUCAGAUAUUUAAAUCUUCAGUAUCGAUACAAUCAAUAAUUUAAAUAUAUUGAUUAAUAAUUAUAAUUUCAACAAUCCGAAACAAAUCGA